AGCGCUGCGCCGCACGUGUGCGAGCCCGGCGGCUGGUGGGAGAUCUGGUCCGAGUGAGUUUCCUCGCGGUCCAGCCUCUGCGGACUGGCGCUGGCUGCCGUCUCCUCCGAGUGGCCGCCGCUCUCCUGCGUUCGUCCGGAGCGAGCGCCUUCUUUGCCGCUUGGCCCGCGCCUUCAGGCUCCGGGUUCUCGUAAAUGUUUUCUUGGAACCUUAAAGAUGGAAAUGACAAACGUGUCCCUGAAACGUGGGUGCCUUGUUGUGGAAGAUAAUGACGGUGUGGCCUCGCAGGAGGAAACGAAGAAACAGAAGGUUUCAGAGUGCUGUCUGAUCGACAGUCAGGAUAGAGUAGAAAAUGAAGGUCUGCACAGCAGUGAGGAGGAGCCUGGGCCUCUAGAAGCUGAAAGUACAAAGAAAGAUGAAAAGAAUUCCAGUGCUCAUGUGCAAGAGGAGGAAGAGGAGGAAGAAGAGGAAGAAGGCCUUCCAGAGACAGGGGAAGAGGAGGAGCCAGAGAGCUUUGCAGACAUGAUGAAGCAUGGGCUCACAGAGCUUGACGUCGGCAUCACCAAGUUUGUGAGCCCUCAUGAGGGCUUCUCGGGGAUCUUAAAAGAAAGAUACUCUGACUUUGUUGUUCACGAAAUUGGAAAAGAUGGAAGGAUCAGCCAUUUGGAUGACUUAUCUGUUCCAGUGGAUGAGGAGGACCCUCCUGAAGAUGCACUCACUGUUCUGACAGCUGAAGACAGACAGCAGCUGGAGGAGCUACAGCUUUUCAAAAAUAAAGAAACCAAUGUUGCCAUUGAGGUCAUUGAGGACACCAAAGAAAAAAGAACCGUCAUCCAUCAAGCUAUUAAAUCUCUCUUCCCAGGAUUGGAGACAAAAACAGAGGAUAGAGAAGGAAGGAAAUACAUCGUAGCUUACCAUGCAGCUGGCAAAAAGGCUUUGGCAAAUCCAAGAAAACAUUCUUGGCCAAAAUCUCGGGGAAGCUACUGCCACUUUGUUCUAUACAAGGAAAACAAAGACACCAUGGAUGCCAUCAAUGUAUUGUCCAAAUAUUUACGAGUGAAACCAAACAUUUUCUCCUAUAUGGGAACCAAAGACAAAAGAGCCAUCACAGUCCAGGAGAUUGCUGUCCUCAAGAUAAGUGCACAAAGACUCGCCCAUCUGAACAAAUGCUUGAUGAACUUUAAGCUAGGGAAUUUCAGCUAUCAGAAAACCCCUCUGAAAUUGGGAGAGCUUCAAGGAAAUCACUUCACUGUUGUUCUCAGGAAUAUAACAGGAACUGAAGAGCAAGUACAGCAAGCCAUGCAAUCUCUGAAGGAGACCGGCUUCAUUAACUACUAUGGUAUGCAAAGGUUUGGGACCACAGCUGUCCCUACGUACCAAGUUGGAAGAGCUAUUCUACAGAAUGCCUGGACAGAAGUCAUGGAUUUAAUACUGAAACCCCGUUCUGGAGCUGAAAAGGGGUACUUGGUGAAAUGCAGAGAAGAAUGGGCCAAGACCAAAGAUCCAGCGUCUGCCCUCAAAAAGCUGCCUGUCAAAAGGUGUGUGGAAGGGCAGCUGCUUCGAGGACUUUCCAAAUACGGGAUGAAGAAUAUAGUCUCUGCAUUUGGCAUAAUACCAAGAAAUAAUCGCUUAAUGUAUAUCCAUAGUUAUCAGAGCUAUGUGUGGAAUAACAUGGUGAGCAAACGGAUAGAAGACUAUGGGCUGAAACCUGUCCCAGGGGACCUUGUUCUCAAAGGAGCCACAGCCACCUAUAUCGAGGAAGAUGAUGUUAAUAAUUACUCCAUCCACGAUGUGGUGAUGCCCCUGCCUGGUUUUGAUGUUAUCUACCCCAAACAUAAAAUUAGUGAAGCCUACAGGGAAAUGCUCACUGCAGACAAUCUUGAUAUUGACAACAUGAGACACACAAUUCGAGAUUAUUCUUUAUCAGGUGCCUAUCGAAAGAUCAUUAUUCGGCCUCAGAAUGUCAGCUGGGAAGUCAUUGCAUAUGAUGAUCCUAAAAUUCCACUUUUCAACACGGAUGUGGACAACCUAGAAGGAAAACCACCACCAGUUUUUGCUACUGAGGGCAAAUACCGGGCUCUGAAGAUGGAUUUCUCUCUUCCUCCUUCUACUUAUGCCACCAUGGCCAUUCGAGAAGUGCUAAAAAUGGACACCAGCAUCAAGAAGCAGACCCAGCUGAAUACAAACUGGCUCCGAUGACACAGACAAGUGCCUGCUCGAUGACCUGUUCUUUUCUCUUUUUAUUGCUGACCCAUAUUUGAUUUUUAAAACUUUUAUAGUAAAGGAUUGUUUGUAUUUUUAAAAAUUUGUCAGCUUAAAGAAAUAAUUUGCAAUAUUUGUACACACACAAACCCUGAGGAUCCUAAUUAUAGCUCAGAAGAUAUAAAUUGGUCAGACUAUACUUUAGGUACUUAAAUCCUAGUACACUCUCAGCAUUAUGAUUUUAUAACAAUAAAAGGAGGACUUUGGUUUAAA
Alexandromys fortis (reed vole) is the source of this 2475-nucleotide messenger RNA. RefSeq names its product pseudouridine synthase 7 (gene Pus7). The record is from RefSeq and is a predicted model, not a curated record. Gene Ontology annotation, biological process: pseudouridine synthesis. Gene Ontology annotation, molecular function: pseudouridine synthase activity; RNA binding. NCBI's taxonomy places the organism in Eukaryota, Metazoa, Chordata, Mammalia, Rodentia, Cricetidae. Gene Ontology annotation, cellular component: nucleus. The coding region runs from base 217 to 2199 and encodes 660 amino acids. The transcript has 16 exons.